AUGUGCAAGCGUUGCAGACCGGAUCGCAAGUACUUGGCUGUACUUGAUCCCAAGCACGGUGCCUACCGCCCUCGAAGUGGAAUUUCGGACGGCUGGGUGCCCGCACGCGUCCAUGCCGACCAACAGCCGAAUGUGCACGGUGGCGAUGUGAAGGUGGAGUAUUCCUGGCCAUACUUCUUCACGCAGAGAGGCCACAUGGCCGACAGCGGCACUGGCUGGACGGAGUGGUUUCCGUCCCAGUACGUGAAGAGACGGACAGGCAGCAGCCGCAAGCAGAGCCUCGUCGAUGCUGGCUCGGAGCCGGAACUCGCCAUCCUCACCUUCCGCUGGGGGGGCUUGAACGAGAUCGUCGCUCCGGCGCAGUGGGGAGAGACAGGCAGCUCAGUCUCGGACAUAUUCAUCGAUGCGUACUGCGACCACUUUCAGCAGUACUUAUCGACCGAGUACGAGGUUUGGACGGUCUACAUCGAGGACAAGUCAGAUAUGAUCAAGGUCGCUGAUGCUGCCCACCUCAUCUUCGGCAACCAUCAUCCCAUGCGCCGAGCCAAGAAGGUCUGCGCGAUGUACCACCUCUACCCCACGGGCUUCGAAGAGCACUGCGUGCCAAACAGCGAGACUGGCGGUGAUGGCGGCGCUGCGUUGGUUGAUCAGAAGGCCUUCUUCCAGAUGAUGCAAGCCGUUGAGCGAGCGGGAAUCCCAAGUCGUUUCCCGCACGACUCCGGCUUCUACGAGAUUUUGGCCUCCAAGAGGUGGACUUACUACAUGGCAUUGGUACCGCACCUAAACCUGCCCGCAACGGUGGCGCUUCCGCGCAUGCUUAUAGAGCAGAACGGAGGCGACUGUGAAAAGGCCGCGGAGUGGGCCUUUCAAAGUUUGGAAAAGGUGCGGCAGAAGCAACGGUCCCUCCGCGGUGAGGCAGCCUCGGAGGGAGGCAUCACAAAGGGAGUUGCCAAGCUCGGCUUCUCCUGGGAGGCCCUGGACGUGAAGUACUGGGAAGGACAAGAUGGUUUGGAGACGGCCCUGUCACAGCUGACACAGGCCAUCGAAAUCAGUGAUGAGUACACCGGGCAGCCUCACAACUUGGAGGCAUUGAUCGUGCAAGAGUUUGUCGAGCACGACUUGGAGCUGCGACUCUAUGUUGUGAAUGGCGAGAUCGAGACGACCAUUUACACGAAGUUCUGCAAAAUCAAGCCCAACAACGAGUUUGGCGACUUCAAGGAGCACUUCUCCCUUGAGGAUGCUGCGGAGUGGAUGGGCGGAGAUGUGGCGACACUGAAGGACGGUGAGCGGCAGUGCAGGGAGAUCACGGCCCACUGGAUGGACUGGGUUUCUCUGCAGACCUGCCAGACUCCGCCAGGUAUCCGCUUCGACUACUUCGUGGGACGCACGGGCGAGCCCGGAAAGGCCAAAGUGAGAACACUGGAGAUCUGUGAGCUGGGCUUCAGCAUGCUGGGCAAGAAGGGAUUGCCCGCCAAAGUCUUCACGGCCAUGCUCCGCGCGUGCAUGGAGCUGAGUGACCUAGAGGCGCAGCCAGAGGUCGAGGCCGGGAUCUUUGAGGGUUAA
Molecule: messenger RNA, 1563 nt
Organism: Symbiodinium natans
Lineage: Eukaryota; Dinophyceae; Suessiales; Symbiodiniaceae
Source: the annotation of a GenBank genome assembly